Molecule: messenger RNA, 195 nt
Organism: Lymnaea stagnalis (great pond snail)
Lineage: Eukaryota; Metazoa; Mollusca; Gastropoda; Lymnaeidae
Source: the annotation of a GenBank genome assembly
AUGUCUCUCACGCCACGCAGGGCUCGUCACCUCAAGGUCGUGGGGAUCGUUACGAGCAUCGUCAAUGAUGUGUGCGGCACGGACAUGUCCAUCGGCGCCAACUCGGCCACGCACAGGAUCCUGGAGGCCGUCGACAACAUCACGACCAACGCCAGCAGCAAUCAGACGGCGUUCAUCAUUGAGGUGCGGGAGCGG